CAACAUCACGGGAGCAACAUGAACCGACCUCCGAGUUUUCCGCCCAACGCCAUCGUCGUGGCCAUCGUCGUCGUCGUGUGUUAAGUUUGUUUUGAGUUUUUCCGUAUCAAAAUGUGCAAAACGAUUUCAGUCUAAUUCAGACGCUCGUGCUGAGAAGACUUUUGGCCCUGUUUGUUGGCCAUAAUAGCCAAAUACACACAGAACACGGAACACGGAACACAGUACUCGACCAGAACGGAACACGACCCAUAACGAAGCCACCCAGAACGAGGCUGACACUGAAACUGAAACCGAAACUCUACUAACUGGACUUAACGGGAAAAGAAUAACGGUUACGAGGCGGGCUAAUUGCCAAAUGGCCACGUAGUGCGCGUAACGUAACGUAUACGUAAUUUACACACACUUGCCAACACACGCACACCCAUACACACUCACACUCACAUGUACAUGCCCACUCUCAGUUGAGCGCCGUAACUGUAAUUGUCGCGUUUCUGGAUUCCUGGCGCUAUGUAACUACGAGGCGCGUAUUACGAGUCGAUUACGUUUCGAUUGGCGAUUAACGAUCGAUAACUUUUUGUGUCGAUCGAACAAAAAAAAAACAAAAUGGCGACGGCGCAAUCGGAAACGGAAGCGGGCAUGCCGGCCGAGCAGCAGGCCCAUGUGACGCAGAGGCAGCGGAAAGGCGGCACGGGAUCGGGAGCAGGAUCACCGAAGAGUAAUCGGAGCUCUCCCAGCCAGGAGGAGAAGCAGGCCAAGAGCGAAGAUCGCAACUCCCCAGCCGGCCCCGGGUCCGGUGGUGGUGUAAAGGACGAGGACAAGGACAACCCGGGGGCAAGCGGUGUCGGAGGAUCCUCGCCCGUCAGCUCGCCCCAGGGCAGGAGCUCCUCGGUGGCCUCGCCCAGCUCCACCUCGCAGCAGUUCUGCCUGCGAUGGAACAACUACCAGACCAACCUGACCACCAUCUUCGAUCAGCUGCUCCAGAACGAGUGUUUCGUGGACGUAACCCUGGCCUGCGACGGCCGCUCCAUGAAGGCCCACAAGAUGGUCCUGUCGGCUUGCUCUCCAUACUUCCAGACCCUGCUGGCGGAGACCCCCUGCCAGCAUCCCAUCGUGAUCAUGCGGGACGUCAACUGGUCGGAUCUGAAGGCCAUUGUGGAGUUCAUGUACCGCGGCGAGAUCAACGUCAGCCAGGACCAGAUUGGUCCGCUGCUCCGGAUCGCGGAGAUGCUGAAAGUGCGCGGCCUGGCGGAUGUCACCAACAUGGAGGCGGCCACAGCAGCUGCCGCAGCGGCCUCCGAGAGCCGGAUUCCCUCCCCGAAGGAGGGAACAUCCGCAUCCAGGACUGAGACGGAGCGGGAGGCCGAGGAGCUGCUGGCCUUCAUGCAGCCGGAGAAGAAGCUGCGCACCGACUGGGAUCCCGCCGAGCUGAGACUGUCGCCGCUGGAGCGGCAGCAAGGCCGGAACGUAAGAAAGAGGCGGUGGCCCUCGGCGGACACGAUCUUCAAUCCCCCCGCACCACCCAGUCCGCUGAGCAGCUUGAUCGCCGCCGAGAGACUGGAGCUGGAGCAGAAGGAGCGGGAGAGACAGCGGGACUGCUCCCUGAUGACGCCGCCGCCCAAGCCGCCGAUGAGCGGUGCUGCGGUGGGAGUGGGAGCUGCCGGAGCAGCCAGGCGCCUCGAGACGGCCAUCCAUGGCCUGGAGAUGCCCUCGCCGUCAGCCACCCCAGGACCUCUGUCCCGAUCCUCGCGCACCCACUCCCAGAGUCCCCAGCAGCAGCCGGGCGCCAGUCAGCACCCGCUGCCUCUGCCCCUCCAUCCCCACCAUCAUGCAUCACCUGCCCCCCACCCCGCCCAGGCAGCCGCGGCCGCCCACCAUCCGCCAUCGCCCGCUGCAGACUCGCGGUUCCCCCUCGGACCCGCCGCCGCCAUGGCCGCUGCCAUGGAGCUGAGUGGCCUGGGACCAGGACCGCCCGCCGAGCCACGCCUUCCGCCCCCACCGUCGCACCACCAUGGCGGGGGCGGUGGAGGAAGCGGAGUAGGAGGCGGAGGAUCAGGUGCCGGAGGAGGAUCCUCUCUAGCCGAUGACCUGGAGAUCAAGCCGGGAAUCGCCGAAAUGAUUCGAGAGGAAGAAAGGGCCAAAAUGAUGGAGAACUCUCACGCCUGGAUGGGCGCCACAGGAUCCACGCUGGCAGCAGACAGCUACCAGUACCAGUUGCAGUCCAUGUGGCAAAAGUGCUGGAACACCAACCAGAACCUGAUGCAUCAUAUGCGCUUCCGCGAGAGAGGUCCUCUAAAGUCCUGGCGACCCGAGACCAUGGCCGAGGCCAUCUUCAGUGUGCUGAAAGAGGGCCUCUCCCUGUCGCAAGCCGCCCGCAAGUAUGACAUUCCGUAUCCCACUUUCGUCCUGUACGCCAAUCGGGUGCACAACAUGCUGGGACCCUCGAUCGAUGGCGGGCCGGAUCUGAGGCCCAAGGGGCGGGGCAGGCCACAGCGGAUUCUGCUGGGCAUAUGGCCGGACGAGCAUAUCAAGGGUGUUAUCAAGACGGUGGUGUUCCGGGACGCCAAGGACCUUAAGGACGACAGCAUCGGCUCGCACUUGCCGCCCUACGGUCGCCACUCGCCCGUGUUUCCCAUGCAGGAUCUCCCCCUCAGCUAUCCUGGAGCGAGUGGCGCCCUAGCCGGGCCGCCAAGCUCCCUGGCCUGUCCCAACGGCAGCGGACCCCAGGGCGGGGUCGGAGGAGAGCCGCACAUGUCGCAGGAGACUGCCGCAGCGGUGGCCGCCGUGGCGCACAACAUCCGGCAGCAGAUGCAGAUGGCCGCGGCCGUGCAGCAUCAGCACGGGGAGGCGGGGCCGCCGCCCGUUCCACCCGGCCUGUUCAACCUGCCCCCUCAUCCGGGGGUGGGUUCGGUGCCGGUUCCGGGAUCGGGCGGAGGCAGGGCCAGCAUAUCACCGGCCUUGAGCAGUGGCAGUGGUCCACGGCACGCGCCAUCGCCCUGCGGUCCCGCCGGCCUGUUGCCGAAUCUGCCGCCCAGCAUGGCCGUCGCUCUGCACCACCAGCAGCAGCAGGCGGCGCACCACCAGCAGCAGCAACAGGCGGCGCACCACCACCUGCAGCAGCUCCACCUGCAACAACAGCAGCAGCAAGCCGCCCACCUGCACCACCAGCAGCAGCAGCAACACCAACAGCACCACCACCACCAGGUGCCCCACAAGUCCGUUGGCGGUAGUGGUGGUGGAGCUGGUGGUUUCGGUGCCAGUUCCUCCUCUCAGUCCUCGACCCAUCCCUCCAAGGCCAAGGGAAGUCCUCUGCGCAGCGAAACCCCCCGGCUGCACUCUCCGCUCGGCGAUCUCGGCCUGGACAUGGCCGGCUACAAGAGGGACUUCUCGCCCAGCCGCCUCUUCGCCGAGGACCUGGCCGAACUGGUCGGCGCCAGUGUCUCCUCCUCCUCGUCCUCCCAGGCGGCAGCAGCCGGCGCUGUGGCCGGAGCCGAUAGAUCAGGUGCAGGAUCCUCUGGAGUGGAUGCCCCCAGCUCGUCGAGUGCCGCGCCAGGAGCCAUCAAGGUGGAACCCAUCACCACGACCAGCGAGUAAAGGGAUAAGAAUUUAAACUCGAAAUGAUGAAUGAAAGUUAUGAAAGGAUGAGUGAAAAGGGAGGGAUCUAAAAUCUGAAGCCAAUCAGGAGCAGUUCCCGGCAGCUUCAAAAGCACAUCUGUAAACACCUACACCUUGGAGAGUUUUCGAAAUAUUUUUCAAAUAUUAAUUUUAAAAAUAUUAAAAACUUAUUAUUAGCCAGAUCCUUUAAGAGGAACUCCAUAAACUAAAUCCACAACUAAAAAACUCAAGCAAUAGACCAGAAAAUAUUAGUAAUACUAAUAUUUAAAAUAAUUAUUUGAAGGAACCACAAAAGUUUCAGAAUUUUUUAAAGAUUUUUAAACCAUAACAGCUUCUCAUGUUUUAAGUUUUUAAAACUAAGUAUGUAAAUAAGCAAAAUCAAAAGAGUGUAUAAGGUUUCGCUGUAUUUGGCCUAAAACUAAAAAUUAAGCUCAGUUAUUUAAAUAUAUAAGUUGAAGGAUAGCAGGAUCCAAGGUGUAGGUGCUUCGUAUAUGAAUUAGGUGCUAGUUUUCCUCUAGCUUCCUCUACGCGAUCUUUGCCACCUAGUUUCUAUUCCUAGCGUACUUAUUGAAUCAAAAUUGAAAGUAUUAUUAUGUUAUAGUUCUUCAGUCUAACUAAAUAAAUAGCGAUCGAUCUCUUUAGUUUGUAAGCAAACACGGAUGUGGAAGAUGGUGACCCGGAACAUUCCACGGAAAUAGAAUUCAAACCUAAACAGAAACUGAAACUGAAACUGAAAGCCAGUCCCCAGCAGCAUAAUACUAAUUAAAUGUAAAAUCAAAAGAGUUUAAGCGGAUUUAACUUGGUAAUUGUGUGCCCGAAUAUUAUUUAGAUUAUUAUUUCAAAAAGCAAAAAGAUCAAAUGUACAAAAUUACUAAAAAAAAAAAAAACUAUAAAAAAUUAAAUAAGAGAAGCUAAUAUUAUGCUUCUCAAGUGGAAUCAACUAAAAUUAAUGUUUAGGCUUAACGAAAAAAAUUUAAAAAAAAGAUUCACAAAAAAUGCCUUUCGGAAUUAAAUUCAGCGAUGAAGAAAAUCGCAAACAAAAUUUGUAAAAAAAAUAACGUAAACUAAAAAAAAAAAAAAAACAAGUGAAAUUUUUUAAAAACGUAUUUAUACAAGCGAAAUUUUUAGACAAAAUUUAGAAGCAAAAUUUUUGUAUAACGAUAACUGCUGCGAUCUGUUCUGGCACUGUCGGGCGACUUAAUUUCGGAUUAUUGGAUAUGGAUACCCGGACGUUAGUUAACCCUUGUUAUUAACCCUUGCUCUGCUCCCCCCACUAGAUCCCCUUCUAAAGUGCCUUUUCUAGCCUUAAUUUGGACUCUGCUCCACUUCUGCUCCCCAAAAAACGCCUUCAGGCCGCAGGCAUAUGGCAGCAGGAUUCGUUGGUUUAUUUGAAAAGUCUGGCGACAUUAUGAGGACGAUAUAUAUGUGUAUGCUGAGGAUAAUGCAUAUAUAUGUAUUAUGUUUUGUUGACACCUUUAGGCGUACUUUCGGCAACCGUUUCGUUUGGCAAGCACACAAUUGAUUAAUCGGACAAAAGUUAAUUACGAUAAUGGAUAAACACGACUAUUUUUGCAUACGAACUCAUGCAAGAACUCAUCUACAAUAGCCAUAGCCCGUAUAUACCCUAUAUAUACAAUCCACUCACACGAUAUAAGCAUCUCUAUGUAAUCCCCCCAUCCCCCAUAGACACCCCAUUUGAUGUUCCACACACACACACACACACACGUAUCGAAAACCUAUUGAAUUAAUUUUCGGAAUAGAAUGUAUAAUGUAAAGAAUGGCAAGAGUUAGAAAUAUAAAAAAUAAAUCUCCUGGAUAUGUGUAUCUCUGUACGGCCUGGACGCGUCCAAGUCCAAGUCCAAAAAACUCAACAUUUUCUAUCAACUUUAGUGCAAACUUUAUGUUCAAAUUAACUUUAAAUGUCGAAA
Messenger RNA from Drosophila ananassae, 5540 nucleotides. RefSeq names its product protein bric-a-brac 1 (gene bab1). Gene Ontology annotation, biological process: regulation of transcription by RNA polymerase II. The transcript is spliced from 4 exons. NCBI's taxonomy places the organism in Eukaryota, Metazoa, Arthropoda, Insecta, Diptera, Drosophilidae. Bases 604 to 3591 code for a protein of 995 amino acids. Gene Ontology annotation, molecular function: DNA binding; protein binding. The record is from RefSeq and is a predicted model, not a curated record. Gene Ontology annotation, cellular component: nucleus.